AUCGACCGGUCCUACUCAUCGUCUUUGUUUAUUUUAUGGAUAACAGGAGACCUGAUGGGUGGGGCAGGAAUGGCACCGAUUGACCCGAUGACAUACGACCCAUCCUCGCUCACAGGUGCGACACAACAGCAAGGUCAGGGGGGACAGCGCAGCAAGCGAAUGCGAACCUCGUUCAAGCAUCACCAGCUUCGUACCAUGAAGUCCUACUUCGCCCUGAACCAGAACCCGGACGCCAAGGACCUGAAACAACUGGCCCAGAAAACAGGGCUUUCCAAGAGGGUUCUUCAGGUUUGGUUCCAGAAUGCACGUGCCAAAUGGCGGAGAAGCCUCUUGAGGCAGCAGCAGGAGAACGAGAAAGGGAACGGUGGGAACGGUCAGCAGGCCCAAGUGCAAGUCCAAGGCGGGAACAACGACGGAAUGUCCACUCCAGUUCCCACGGAACCGCCGGGGAUUCAUCCAGAGCUGGAUUUCUCCACGCACCCCAUCUAUGGAUGAUCCUCGGAAAGGCUGUAUCCGUUCAUACGCUUUAGCCGUUGUGAUCUGCACCUCGAGCCAGUCAUUUCUGUGCGGUUUCACACCGUCUCGGACUUCAUCACCUGGGUAUCUGAUGUAGUUGAGAGGGCUUUGCGAGGUCGGGAAUUAAUCUCUCCUCUUUUACUUCUCGAUG
Messenger RNA from Darwinula stevensoni, 667 nucleotides. The record is from the annotation of a GenBank genome assembly. NCBI's taxonomy places the organism in Eukaryota, Metazoa, Arthropoda, Ostracoda, Podocopida, Darwinulidae.